CUUGUCUUGACUUGCUCGGGGUGCGCUAUUUUUCAGCGUGAGUGUGCUCCACCUCCACGCAUGUGGAACCGCGAGUGUGCUGUAGUCAGAGAGGGCGAGAUCGUUUGUGUUAGCCAGGAGCGCGGAAAGUCAGGGGCUCAGUUUCGUAUUUCAACAUCCGCGGCAGUGCCCGCAGCCUUGUUGGUGUAGUUGUACGGGACGUUCCGAAGAUGCCAGCCCCGGCCAGUGACAAUCCUGCCUACUACCCGACUGACGGGGUUUUAAACUGGGGCAAAUUCGUCGUCUGCGACGCUCGCACGAAGAAGGAAUCUGUUUACGAAUGGUCAAACGGAAAGUACGUCAAGCGAGGUGGUAUCACCAUUGGACAGCGGGUGGUGCUGGGAGAAUUCCGUUCACCAGAAGCGGUCAAGUACAACGGGCUGCGGGGCUACGUUAGAAGUAUCUAGUACUUGUUGGCUGUAGUUUGAGUUUCUUGUCUUUCUUCAAUCAAUCAAUGUCUGGCUAGGCGCAGGCGCUUAUGUCCGUGGCAAGACGCAUGAUGAAAGAAUGAAUGUAGCGGAAACAAGCGCAGAAAGCGUAUCUUUCCAUUCAGUGUUCGCCACUACCUAGGUGAGAAGGACGGGCUCUACAGCAUCCACUGCGAAGGAUGCGAGGGUUUCCCCUACGGGGCGAUGAUGACGUGCGAGGACUGCAAUCUGUUUGUCUACGGCGACGACGGGCAGCUGUACCACGCCCGCCCGAACGCGGACCGCGCGGCCCUGGAGGAAAGCGGGAAACCGCAGUACAUCGAUGUGGACCAGUACAAAAAGAUCGUUUCUGUCAUCGAAGAGUGCCAGCAGCAGCAGGCGCUCCCGCCGCAAGUCUACAAAAGCGUGCCGCUCAUGUUUCCGGGUCACGCGGAGCAGGAUUCUGCGCCUCCACCGUCGCAACUCAGUAGACCGGCAGCAGCUCCACCACCACCGUCUUAUCCGAGCUACCCGACGGACGAGGAGAGAAACAGCGUGAUUCCUGAAGAGUACAGCCCGAAGGCGAAGUCCCCGAAUCCGAUGAAUGUUCGAUCGAGUGCGCAGCAAGAGCCACCGGGAAUGACGAUGCUCCCGAGUGACGUCGAAAAGUUGGACCUUGGGCAAAUAACGCGCGACGCCGGCGCGCUAGUGGACUACGCGCGGACGACAGUCGCGGGCUGGUUCGGACGGGAAAGUGAAGGAGCACAGGUCGGGAUCCCCAAGGUUGCAGAUGCAAAUAACAUCGAGGAAACGCUCCUGCCGCCGGAGUCCUCGCCGACGUUUGGCGCUGCCGGAGGAGCGUCGUCUUCGAGCUCGGGAGCUCCGCGGAAAUCAGAACUGGAUCUGCAGCUGGAGGCCGAGAUAGCAAAAGCACAAGCCUCCUACGAGAAAGCUCAAAGGGAGUAUGAGCAGACAAAGCGGGCGAGCGAAGGUAUGUGUGCUGAUGUGUAAUGUCGUCCACUUCUCCUAGUGAAACCAGAACCACGUCGCUCGCUUGUACUGAAUGAAUUGCAGAAAAAAUGAUCAAAUCAAAUUCAUUCGAGGAAAUGGAAUUUGCUUGUGAAAAAACUUACCCCAGGUCUCGCCCUGCUUGGAAAGAAAAAAAAGAAGCCGCAACCGGAGGGCGAAGCCGCACGCGGGCCAUCGACUAUCGUGCUUGGCGGUUUGGAUCUUUCGGACGACCCGGCCUUUGCAGAAGUGUUGAAUAACAACGACAAUAACUUUGUCGACGGCGAGGUUGGCGCGUUGUUGCCGCCUGGCAGCGCGACGUCCUUAUCUGGAAAAAAUAAGCUCACGUCAAAACAGAUAGUGUCGAUGCCGAUGCUGACUAUGCCGGAGCUUAAGAAGCAUCGGCUCGAGUCGAAAGAGGAACUGCUCCGCUCACAGAAAGGCAGUAAGCGAGAGGACACAAAGUCGGGGGUCGCGGGAGCAAAUGUCGUCGCCGGUACGACACUGGGAUCGGGUACUUGGAAGUUCUUAUAAUAUCUUCUCUGUCGUAACUGUUUCACAUAGUUUGGCGACUGCGCAACUUCUGGUCACUGGUAUAGCCCAUUCUGUCAAAUGAAAACGACAUGCAUGAUUAUAGAAAGAAGGAACAAAGGGAAGCGCAUCGAUUACUUUACGAUUUCCACAUUUUCCACGUUCCUGCAGGUCUUCUCCAACCCAGCAGCGCGACCAUGCUCGACGCCCCGAGUUUGCACGAGUACGCCGCUAAGGAGCGGGAGAAGUUUGCGAGGCAAGAAGCGGAGCGGCAAGAGGCCAACCGGCGGGUGCAGGAAUCAGUGAUGCAACAGCAGGUGAUGUACGAGGAGAUGCAUCGCCGAUUCCAGGUCGCAAUGACACCGGUCGACAGCCUCGAGGCUGCUCCCGACGGUAUAGUUGGCGCAUCUCGAGGGCGAAGUCCGGGUGGUGCGACAACCAUGCUGCAGAUACUGCAGCCGAACCCGGAAAUAGCCCGGACCGGGCCGUCCCUCACGCCGCUGACGAGGGAGGGGGCACUGAAUGUACUGAAUUCAUCUUCAGUAGAUUUGGGGGCAUGCAAAUCUUCGCAUCUUGAUCUUUUUGGCUCAACGAACGUCAACAGUUUCUAUUGGUACACCUAUGAUGAACAAUUAUUUCACAGACCGGCGCGCGACCCGCGCUGACGACGGGAGACCUUGGGCACCUCGUACCAACUCCGCGCGAGCUUCAUAGCACUGCGAACCGCCAUUGGGGUACACACAUCCCGUCGGGGAUUCACAAAACGGCGCUCGCGCAGGAGACUGCUCUGGAGAGCGGCGUGCGACACAUCGGAGCUGGACAGUAUUUCACUGAGGAGUUCUACAGAAGCAUGACUCGCUGAAUUGAAAGAAUCGGAAAUCCUUGGUUGAAUCGAGUGUGAAAAUUCGAUCCAUGUACUAAUUUUUUUCCACAGACCUGGCGCCUCAAGCUCACGCUUGCGAACGCAAAGCGACACGGUGAAAGAAGCCUAUCACAUUCCGGAGCAUGCAGCGAGCAUCCAGCAACAGGCCUCAAUUCGGUCCAAAUCAGAGGCACCGCGAUUACCAGGGAGCGGAAACUGGCGUGUGACGCGCGACCCGGAUACGAAUCGAACCAUGUUUUUGCCUGCUGAGGCUCCGUCACCUGAGAAAAAGAAGAAAGACCCGAACAAGAGCGUGGCAGCUGCGGGGUCAGCAGCGCCCCCAUCGUCCGCGGCGGCGCCAAGUGAGGAGGGAUAGUUGAUGUCUGCAGUAUUGGCGCUCAGUCCUACCUCUGGACUGCCAUUCGGUUUUGGAGAUGAGAUGCAAAAAAACAAAGUACAAGACUUCAUCUCUAUGCCAACGUCAUGAAAAAACAACGUGGUUGAAAGUUUUCCAAUACGGAGAAAUAUCAAUCGCUGUGGGAAUAUGCCGACGAUCAAUCUAUUUUCCGUAUCCAUUUUUUUUCUUUUCCAGCCGCCGAAUGAAACAGUUUUGGUAGAGGCUUAAAAUUUCAAAAAAUUUUGCCUCACAUCAACAUCAAGUGAUAUUGAAAAG
Molecule: messenger RNA, 3520 nt
Organism: Amoebophrya sp. A120
Lineage: Eukaryota; Dinophyceae; Syndiniales; Amoebophryaceae
Source: the annotation of a GenBank genome assembly